CCGAAUUGAAAAUAAGUGCAAGUUUCUAAAACAUGAUUCUAUUCAAAAAAAAAGCUAACGUCGCUGAAGAGCCUAAAGAAAAGAUCUACGAUGUCGAUGAUUUUUUGAAGCUAGCCGUGAAUUUCUACAAUACUAUGGGCAUUGAUCCCUAUGAAACUGGCAGAAAAUGGAGUAUUUGGUUUCAACUAUAUUUUGCGGCGAACCUAAUUAACAUGGUCUACAGUUUUUUUGCUGAGGCAGCGUACCUGGCGAACACGUUACGCGAUAGUGAAAAUUUGCUGGAGAGCUGCAUGGUAUUGAGCUACUGGACCUUUGUGAUCAUUGGUCUUUCAAAGAUAUGUGCUGUAAUGUAUCGAAAGCCAAAGCUGACCAGUUUGGUUAAGCAAUUGAAGUCCUGCUUUCCGUCAAGUGCAAUGGAUCAGGAGGAAUAUGAUGUGAAGUCCUGUCUGAAACGCACCCAUAUGUACACCAAGGGGUUUGGUGUCCUCUACACGGUCAUGUAUUUCGCCCACACCCUAAUACCAAUAUUCGUAUACUUCAGUGAAAAACUGCUGCUUAAGUAUCCGGAUGCCAAGCAGAAUAUGCCAUUUUACCAAUGGGAACCUUGGGAAUGGCGUGACAAUUGGUGGUUUUAUCCAACCUACUUCCACCAGUCGCACGCCGGAUAUACGGCUACAUGUGGAUCCAUCGCCGGUGACCUCAUGAUCUUCGCUGUGGUCCUGCAGGUCAUCAUGCACUACGAUAGACUGGCCAAGGUGCUUAGGGAGUUAAAGAUUCAAGCUCUUAACAAUCCCAAUGCAGUUGAUGAGGAUCUCAAGAAGUUGCAGUCCCUAAUCGCCAAUCACAUUGAUAUACUUCGACUCACCGACUUUACGAACGACGUGUUUGGAGUUUCCUUGCUGCUCAACUUUGUUGCCUCUUCGCUGCUCGUCUGCCUGGUGGGAUUUCAAUUAACCAUCAAAUUCAGUCUGCAGUAUUUUGGCAAGCAGGUGCUACUACUGGUUUCCGUUUUGUUCGAGGUCUAUCUCCUCUGCUCCUUCAGCCAGAAGCUAAUGGAUGCUAGCGAAAACGUGGGCAUUGCGGCCUACGAUAUGGACUGGCAAGGUGCCGACAAACGAUUCAAGAAAAUGUUAAUCUACAUAUCCAUGCGAGCCCAGAAGCCAGUUUGCCUAAAAGCCACAAUUGUCUUGGAUUUGUCCAUGUCGACUGUGACCAUUUUUCUUGGCAUGACGUAUAAGUUCUUUUGUGCUAUAAGAACUAUGUAUCAAUAAAUGCUGAUAUGUAUUACUAAGUAUAAAUUAAUUAUGCCAGCACAUAUUACUCAAAUGUAGAAUGCAUAAAUAAAU
This is a messenger RNA of Drosophila erecta, 1346 nucleotides long. It is a transcript of the gene Or67a, whose product is annotated as odorant receptor 67a. The record is from RefSeq and is a predicted model, not a curated record. Gene Ontology annotation, molecular function: odorant binding; olfactory receptor activity. Gene Ontology annotation, cellular component: plasma membrane. The coding region runs from base 33 to 1271 and encodes 412 amino acids. NCBI's taxonomy places the organism in Eukaryota, Metazoa, Arthropoda, Insecta, Diptera, Drosophilidae. The transcript has 4 exons. Gene Ontology annotation, biological process: detection of chemical stimulus involved in sensory perception of smell; sensory perception of smell.